Molecule: messenger RNA, 1150 nt
Organism: Sphaerodactylus townsendi
Lineage: Eukaryota; Metazoa; Chordata; Lepidosauria; Squamata; Sphaerodactylidae
Product: integrin alpha-M-like
Exons: 7
Coding region: 83-973 (296 amino acids)
Source: RefSeq, a predicted model, not a curated record
CGACCCACGCUCAGAAACAGCCUUUGCCCUGUUGCGCCAACUCCAGGGCUCAGAUUGUGAAAGGGUGAUUUCCAGAAGGGCCAUGGGAGCGUUUGCAGUCUUCAUCGUCACCCUCCUUCUCUUUGGGACAGCAGAGUCUGUUGAUGAUGGUUUUGAUCUCUCGGAUGCUUUAGCUGGGCCAGAACUCCCACAAGGAAACAAGGAGAAAGGACGGUGUCCAAAUGAUGCCCGAGAUAUCAUCUUUGUGAUCGAUGGUUCAAGCAGCAUGCGAUCCUCAGAAUUCAUGCAUCUGAAGAACUUUGUUACACACACCAUGAAAAGCUUUCCCAACAAUACACAGUUCUCCCUCCUGCAGUAUUCAAGCCGUUUUCAGGAGCAUUUUGACUUCAAGCAUUUCCAGAGAAAUCCCGACCCGGAUCACCUGCUCAGCCAGGUUAAACAGCUGGGAGGCACCACACACACAGCGUCUGCCAUCCGGCAUGCCACAAGAGAUCUGCUCGUUCCUCACAGAGGCGCCCGCAACACAGCCACCAAGAUUCUGGUGAUAGUGACAGAUGGGCUGAAAACUGGGGACCCCUUAGACUACGCAGAGGUUGUCGAAGCAGCAGAGAGAGCUGGAGUCGUGCGCUUUGCAGUUGGGGUUGGGCUGGGCUUCAUAAGCACGACUGCAGUACAGGAGCUCAACGCCAUGGCCUCCCGUCCUGCCACGCAGCACAUACUGCACGCGCGUCACUUCACAGACCUCCAGGACACCGCUCGCCAACUGCAAGAGAAAAUUUGUUCCAGACGUGGUACAGUGACCGGCGAGAGAGGCCCAGCGGUUCCACAGCCCCCCAUUCCACCCAAGUCACCUGGUACCUGCGCACCGGACCCACAGGUGCUACGGAAACUGGAGCAAGUGUUGAGUGACCUGGAUAGAAUCGGUGCCAAACUGGACACCCUGGCCAACAAAAAAUGUGGGCGUGAACACUGAUCCUGAGCCAAGCGGUGGGUGCUGGUAAGACGAUCGACAGCAGGAGAUGGCUGACGGGAAGGAAAGCUCCAAGCCAGCUGGAUGGAAGAAGGCAGCCGAUGAAAUCCUCUCCUACAUGGUUUGGGAUGGAAUGCCGAUGUAUGCACCUGUGAUACCAAUAAAUUCACCUGCUCACAA